AUGCUUGACGCUAAGCACCGAGCAAAAUUGUCUGAUUUCGGUAUUUCAAGGGUGAUGGCUGUGGAUGAUACUCAUCUCACUACCGUGGUGAAAGGUACCGCCGGAUAUGUCGAUCCUGAGUACUACCAAUCCGAACAAUACACGGAAAAGAGCGACGUGUACAGUUACGGUGUCGUCCUCGCCGAACUCAUCACCGGAGAGAAGCCGGUCUCUUCCCAACGGCCUCAAAACACCCGGACUCUAGCAACUUACUUUCUCGUUGCAAUGAGAGACGACAGGCUUUUCGACAUUAUUGAUCCUCGCAUCAGAGAUGGUUGCAUGUUGGAGCAAGUCAAGGUCAUGGCCAAGAUUGCGAGGCUGUGUCUGAACCUUACGGGAGAGAGACGACCCAGCAUGAGGGAUAUUUUAGUGGAGCUGGAAUGUAUCCGUUCGUCGCCUCAUGGAGUUUCACUGCACCUGGGCUGUAUAGUUGAAAACGAUGAAGAGGAUGACCAAGCUGUAGAAGUUAUCUCACGCAGAGAAACGUUCAACAUCGAUAUUGCUUCAACUUCAGCAUAUCAAUAUGACUACGGUGCAGCUAUGUCGACUGAUGUUGAACCGUUAUGUCCUUCUCAAACAUGGUGA
Messenger RNA from Thlaspi arvense, 624 nucleotides. NCBI's taxonomy places the organism in Eukaryota, Viridiplantae, Streptophyta, Magnoliopsida, Brassicales, Brassicaceae. The record is from the annotation of a GenBank genome assembly.